Messenger RNA from Trichoderma citrinoviride, 2607 nucleotides. Its product is annotated as HET-domain-containing protein. The transcript has a single exon. NCBI's taxonomy places the organism in Eukaryota, Fungi, Ascomycota, Sordariomycetes, Hypocreales, Hypocreaceae. The coding region runs from base 1 to 2607 and encodes 868 amino acids. The record is from RefSeq and is a predicted model, not a curated record.
AUGGCUGACCACCUGGACCCCGGAGCAGCUCCCGGUACCGCUGACCAGCCGUCGCCGGGGCGCCGCCGGUCGAGGAACCCCCUGAGGAACAUGAUCCAGCACCUGACGGUUGAGUCGCCGUCGGGCACCAGCGACGGCUCGGGCUCGCGGCGCUCGUCGCUGAUCCGCCGCCUCAGCGGGCAGAAGAGCCGCAGCCCGUCGGCGCACUCAGACGCCGCCUCGAGCUCGCGGCCCAACUCGUCGCAGGGCGUCAACCGCGACCCGGCGCUGUGCGACUCGUGCGCGCGGCUGGCGGCGGAGAUGGAGGAGACGCUGGACGAGGUGGACGCGACGUUUGCGCGGCCGGCCGACGGCGGAGCGGCGGGCGACUUCGAGACGCGCGAGCACUUUGUGUCGCGGCUGCGCUUCCUCGAGGAGAAUCGCUGGGCGGCGACGUGUCCGCUGUGCAAGCUCUUCUGGGACCUGCACGUCCCCGGCAAGGAGCCCGGCGAGUACCACCUGGUGGCGCUGUCGACGCGCGACACGAGCUACUUCAUCGACUCGGCCAAGAUGCACAGCCAGGACCACCCGGCCAAGGGGCGCGCAAAGGGCCUCAGCCCGGCCUUCUUCUCCGUCAUCUCCAAGGCCAAGGCCGGCGGCUCGGACCCGGAUGUGGACCCCGAGUGGUUCCGGGAGGCCGGCAUGCUGCUCCGGACGCGGCCCGAGAUGCUGGUGGACGCGGCCAGGGGGAGGACCGGCCCCGAGGCGAGGCUGGCGGUGUCGACUCCAGGAGCGUCUCCGCUGCCGUCGCCGUCAUUAUGCUUGCCGGACGACGCAUCGUGGACGCAGAGGGGGAUCUGGGGACGGGAUAUCGACAAGGUCGCCGAUAUGAACAUCGUGCGGGAAUGGAUUCACUUUUGCGACAACCACCACCAGGGACGAUGCUCAAGGAGGCCGGUCAGGGCCGAGAUGCCAGGAUUCCGGCUCAUCGACUGCGCCCAGUCGCCUCCGCGGGUGGUCGAAAGAUCGCUGCGCGACGACUACGUGGCGCUGAGUUACGUCUGGGGAGACGCAAAGGUCGAGGAGGGCAGCUGGCCGCAAGUCGUUCGCGAUGCCGCCUCUGUCGUGACGCAGCUGGGCUUCCGCUACCUAUGGGUCGACCGCUACUGCACGGACGACAACAGGCCGGAGCACAAGAUGGCGCAUAUCCAGCGCAUGGACGAGAUAUACGAGGGCGCUGCCUUCACCAUCAUUGCCGCUGCUGGCGAGAAUGCCAUGCACGGAUUGCCUGGAGUUGGGGCGACAUCUCGACCUGCUCAGCCGAAAUACAAGUUCACCACGUCCAACAUCACCCUGGUCUCGAGUCUGCAGGAUCCGCGCCUGCUUAUAGAGCGCUCGACGUGGUUCACUAGAGGAUGGACCUACCAAGAGGGGCUCCUCUCGCGACGGCGCCUCGUCUUCACAGAGCAGCAGAUGUACUGGGAGUGCGAGGGAAUGGCCUGUCCCGAAGCACUGGACCUGCCGUUCGAAUUCUACCACGACGCCGAAGAGAAGCGCCUGUGCGAUUUUGUACGUCCGGGAAUGUUCAACGGAGUGUCAUACAUGGACGGCAGCUGGGAGCAGUGGAAGAAGCUGCCCCAGAAGCUGGGUGAGGCGAGCACGCUGAGUAUAUUCCGAGAAGUCGACCAGCACAUCACGAAAUACACGGGCAGGAAUCUCAGCCGAGACGAGGAUUCUUUGGAUGCAAGUCUCGGAUUAUGGCGAGAGUUGGAGAGCACGGUUGGAAGGGGGAAGCUCAGCGAUCUGGUGGGAAUCCCGAUGUGGGCUCCCCUGGCUGCUCAAUCGACCGAGAACAAGGAGGGCCCUGUUUUACCGAGGACGAGACACUUGUUCGCCUUAUCGACUUGCUUCUGGCAUCACAAAGUUGGUACGCAAGCUCGAAGGAGGAAUCACUUGCCGAGUUGGUCUUGGGCAGGCUGGUCCGGCCCUGUAGAGCUCUUCUCCUCCAUCACCAUCGCCGCCGAUCCAGAGGCCAGAACAAAAAGCCGCAAGAUCCUCAACCACCACUACGUGACAGCCACCCAGCUGACGAGAAACGAGCAAUCUUCGGUACAGUGGACAUACUCGCCUGAGAUGGCAGUACUGGCCCCCGACGGCACCGCGGUGUACGACUUUGGAGAUAAACUCGUCAGUGCCGGACCUCCACGGUUCCGCCCCGGCAAGUACUCCCUGCAUGUCCAAGACCCGCUGGUCCUAGACCGCGUCAAGGCGAAGACGCACUCCGACGGCUGGCUGUUUAGCGGCCUGAGCGUUGAUGUACGGAUGAGUCGCGGAAGCGGCACCGAAACGGCCUGUCUGGGUGGCGAGGAGGCUAUAGGCAGUAUUAAGGAGUAUAUCACAAAGCACGGAAAAGGAGAGCAGAUGAGCGUGCUAUGGUUUGUUGAGGAGGCCCUGGUGAUGCUGCUGGUAAUAGAAAAGACGAGCAGAGGGACGUGGGAACGCGUGGGGAGGAUGAGGAUGGCUUUCCAGGAAGAUGCAAAGGAUGUGGUGAGGGCUUGUGGUAGACUUGAGGGACUGGUAGCGAAGUUGCCUCUAAGAAGGUUAGGGGAGAAUAUCGUGAUUGAGUAG